Molecule: messenger RNA, 2870 nt
Organism: Microplitis demolitor
Lineage: Eukaryota; Metazoa; Arthropoda; Insecta; Hymenoptera; Braconidae
Exons: 3
Coding region: 286-984 (232 amino acids)
Source: RefSeq, a predicted model, not a curated record
AACUAAAAAAUAUAAUAACACUACAAAAAUAAAAUAAAUCCUACCAAAAACAGAUUCUCUGUAUAAAGUCGCGUCAAGUACACGUUUAAAAUUUUUUAAAAGUAAAAAAAAAAUUAUUUUCGCACUCUAUCUACUCUUCUACUAAGAAAUUUAGCUAAAUAUCUAUAUAGAUGACAUAGAUUUAUAUAUAUAAUAUAAUUGUUGAGGUUAUAUUACACAUACUUUUGGAUAGAUUAAAUUGUUUUAUAUAAGUUGUAAUCUUUAUGAAAGACUAUAAAAUUGACGAUGAAAAGGGUGAGAAAAAGAUUUAAACCUGGUAAAUUGCAAUCCGUAUUUUUACGAUCAAGGAGCAAUCGAAUUACGGAUGUUAUAAGCAGUUCAAGUGAAACCGACGAAUCAGACGGAUCAAGUGAUCAGCAAAAAAUAACACCCUCAAUGAGUAAACAGGCUCGUUAUUCUAAGAUCGCAGACAAGAACCAAAAUUCUUCAGUUAGCGAAAAUGAAAUUUCGAGUGAUUAUGAUGACGACGAUGAAAUGGCUAUAACUGAUGAAGAAGUGCCUGAAAACUUUGAAGAAGUACAAAAAGGUGAUCCAGAUGUAUAUGAAAGUGAUGAAGAAGUUCAUAGAAAUGAUCAAGAAGCAAGCGAAAAUAAUGAGAAUUUUUUCGAUUCUUAUUCCUACCCACAAUGGAAAGAAACAUCCACGAACACUGCUGAUAUAAAAGCAUUAGCAGAGUGGAUCAUGUUUAAGUCAUCCGGUAUAUCUGUAUUAGAAGUUCUGAACAUGAUAGCAGCUAUAAGUAUUCGUUUCAGUUUAUCUGACGAAGCUAAUCAAGCAGUUUUACAAUUAAUUAAGAUUUUAGCUGGUUCUGAGUUUCAAUUAAUAGAUGUAUCGAAAUAUACAAUAAGUAAAUUGUUUCACCCACCAGCUAAUGCUGUACUGCAUGUUUUUUAUUGCGAAUCAUGCUGUAUACCUUCAACAUAACCCAUAACAAAAUAUGAAAUGAAGAGAAAAAAGUAUACCAAGUGUCAGAAAUGUACGAAAAAAUACAAGCUAUCAACGGAUGAGGAACAUUUUUUUAUUUCUUUGAAUCUGGAGUAUCCAAUAAAAAAUAUAUUGGCUGAUGAAUCAAUACGGAGUAUGAUUGAUGACGAGUUGGAGAGACAGAAUGGUAAAAGUGAUAAUAUUCGAGACAUUUGUGAUAGUGAAAGAUAUGUCAACAAUGAUUACAUAGCAUCAAAAAAAGAAAAUGGAGACAGCGUUCUAACCCUAAAUGUAAAUCUCGACGGAGCACCACUAUUCAAAAGCAGUCGCCAUAGCUUUUGGCUCAUUCAAUGUAUUAUUAAUGAAAUCCCAAAUUCACUUCGCCAUAAAAUUGUUUUACUAGGAGGACUUUGGUAUACAUCAGUUGAGCCGACACCAACAUUCAUGAAUUUGUAUCUGAGACUUUUUAUAGUGCAAAUUUCAAAUUUGAUGAGUAAAGGUGUGGAAAUCAUAACUGGAAAUGGAAUUGUAAAGAAGUAUUCUUUAAAAUUUUUUCAUUUCCGGUGGACUCGGUUGCUCGGCCAAUUUUACAGAACCGUUUGCAAUUUAACGGAUAAUACGGUUGUAGUUGGUGCUAUCAACAAUCAGUGUACAAAUCACGUUCCAUGAGGUAUUUAUUUACUGAAUAUAUUCCUGAAGAAAGAACUCAUGAAAAAUACUUGGUAGAUGUAGAAAACCAACAAAAAAAUGAUAAAAAACUUUCAAAAACAAAAAGAAAUAAGAAUUAUACGCAUGAUUAUAUGCAUGCUGUUCUGUUUUGGGUUACUAGACAACUCUGGAACGUUUGGAAUAAGAAUUAUUUGAAUGUUAAUGAUAAAAAAAUGAUAAAUCUUCGCUUGUUAGACAUAAGACCACCCAGUGAAAUUCAUCGUGUUCCACGAGCACUAAAAAAUAAGCAACUUUGGAAAGCAACUGAGUGGCGAUCGUGGCUACUGUUUUAUAGUAUUCCGGUGUUAACAGGUGUGUUGAAUGAUGAACUAUUAGACUCAUAUAAACUUUUAGUUAAAAGUAUUCAAAAAGUUCUUUCUCAAGAUUUAAAUGAAGACGAUUUAUUAGCUUGCGAGAUUGAUCUUUUACGAUUCGUUUGUGAAUGUCAACAACUGUAUGGCGAUUCUGUCAUGACUUUCAACAUCCACAGUCUGAAGCACAUUAUACAAAGUGUUCGAAAGAAUGGACCAUCAUCCAAUAACUCCGCGUAUACAUUUGAGAAUAAUAUAUAUAAUUUAAAAAAAAAGGUGACAAGUCCGAAAGGCGUUUUGAAUCAAAUGUUAAACCGAUGUUUACGGGACAAUAUGUUCAAAACUAAACUUUGUACGGCUCCAGAUGAUAUCACCUGGCAAUUUUGUAGAAAUAUACUUAACAAGAAGAAAGAAAUAACAAAUUAUAUAAAAACCGACGAUGGGACAUUACUGGUAAAAAAUUAUGACCAAAAUUCAACGGAAGAAGGGGAACAAAUUUACAAUUGAUGUAUACAUAAAGGAGUAAUGUAUCAUGGUACACUAUAUACAAAAAGUAAUAAGACAAACAACACAAUCGUCUACUUAGAUAACAAUAACACUGCUAAGAUUCAUUGCUUUUAUGAACAAAAUAAUAUAUGUUACGUUGAAGCAACGGUUGCAACGGUUGAAAAAUUUGAUAUAUUUGAUCAUAUUUACAUUGUCAAAGAGUGGGAAAAUGAACCUGUGAUAAUAUCUAUAGACAAAAUUGUAUCAAAAGUGGUAUUUAUUAGAAUAAAAGAAUUAUCUUCAAAUUCCAUUAAUGAUUAUGUAUGUUUACAGCCUAAUAAUUUUGAAGUACAAUAAAAAAAUCCAUUUACAUGUAUGUAA